Daphnia pulicaria is the source of this 3466-nucleotide messenger RNA. RefSeq names its product DNA polymerase delta catalytic subunit-like (gene PolD1). Gene Ontology annotation, molecular function: 3'-5'-DNA exonuclease activity; nucleotide binding; DNA-directed DNA polymerase activity. Gene Ontology annotation, biological process: nucleotide-excision repair, DNA gap filling; DNA replication proofreading; DNA-templated DNA replication. The record is from RefSeq and is a predicted model, not a curated record. The transcript has 20 exons. Gene Ontology annotation, cellular component: delta DNA polymerase complex. Lineage: Eukaryota; Metazoa; Arthropoda; Branchiopoda; Diplostraca; Daphniidae. Bases 115 to 3387 code for a protein of 1090 amino acids.
UCUUAUGAUUUUUCGCGCGCACUGAAACAGCUGUCGAAGAAAGGAAAAUUUUUCGUUUUAGGUUGUUUUUGCAACUAGUUCGAAAUAUUUUAACUGUGGAGCUAGAAAAAAAUCAUGAAUACCAAUAGUAAACCUUUUGGAAAUAAAGGCCCAGGUGGUAAAAGUGGUCCUCCACCAGCCAAAAAAAUUAAAGGAAUAGAUGAAAAGAAACCAAUUUAUGAUGAAGAAUUUGGUGAAGAGCCUGAUGAGGCAUUUAUGUUUGCAGAAAUGGAGUCAGAUGAAUUGAUUGGACAGGGACCUGAAGUCAAGCAGACAACAGCAAAAUGGGCAAGACCUUCAGCUCCUGAACUGUCUGAAGAAAACGAUCGCUUGGUUUUCCAACAGCUGGAUAUAGACUAUUACACUGAUAAGGCCAUGAAAGGAAUGCCAGGUGCCCAGUCAGGAACAGUUGCUACAAUGAGAAUAUUUGGAGUGACCCGUCAACAAAAUUCAAUUUGCUGUCAUGUUCAUGGUUUUGCUCCAUACCUCUAUGUUACUGUACCUACCAAUUUCAUGCCUGAACAAUGUCGGCAGUUUCAGGAAGCUCUCAACAAGGCAUUAAUUGCGGAUAGCAGGUCCAAACAGGAAAUUCACGAGUUUGUACUCGCGGUGGAGUUCAUGGAAAGGGAGAGCAUGUAUGGGUACCACGAGAAUAAGAAAUGUCCUUUCCUGAAAAUUACACUCGCCCUUCCUCCUUUUAUCGCCGCUGCGAAACGACUCUUGGAACGCGGAGAGAUUGCGGCUCCUUUUAAUUCCAUGGCCUAUGUGGCCUAUGAAUCCAACAUUGAUUUUGAAAUCAGGUACAUGGUUGAUGCAGAUAUUGUUGGUUGCAAUUGGAUUGAACUACCGCCAGGGAGCUGGCGUUUACGACCUCAUUCUACCGUCAAACCGAUGACAAGAUGCCAAAUCGAAGUGGACGUCGCAUGGAACAAAGUGAUUUCUCAUGCUCCCGAAGGGGAAUGGGCAGAUGUUGCGCCCUUCCGCAUUCUGAGCUUUGAUAUUGAAUGCGCCGGUCGUAAAGGUAUUUUCCCUGAGGCGGACAAGGACAGAGUAAUUCAAAUUGCAAACAUGGUGUCGUUAUAUGGCGAGACGGAGCCGUUUAUUCGGAACAUCAUGACACUAGAUACAUGUGCCCCAAUUAUUGGCAGCCAAGUGAUGUCUUAUAAAUUGGAGGACGAAUUGCUUGAUAAAUGGGCCGAUUUCGUUCGGGAAGUCGAUCCAGAUAUUAUCACUGGAUAUAAUAUCUGUAAUUUUGAUCUGCCGUAUUUACUCAAUCGCGCAAAACACUUGAAGCGUGGCAAAUUUGAUUUCCUUGGACGCAUUAAAGAUAAAAAAUCGGCUAUUAAAGAAACGAUGAUUCAGAGUAAGCAAAUGGGGCGCAGGGAAAACAAAAGCAUCAACAUUGAAGGCCGUGUCCAGUUUGAUCUUCUUCUAGUAUUGCUACGUGAUUACAAACUUCGUUCCUACACUCUCAAUUCGGUCAGCUACCACUUUUUAUGCGAGCAAAAGGAAGACGUCCAUCAUUCAAUUAUCACGGAAUUGCAAGAAGGCAAUCCGCAAACUCGUCGACGACUUGCGGUUUACUGCCUUAAAGAUGCCCAUCUACCACUUCGCCUGCUAGACAAGCUCAUGUGCUUGACUAACUACAUGGAAAUGGCUCGUGUAACAGGCGUACCCCUAUCCUACCUAUUAACUCGUGGCCAACAGAUCAAAGUUGUCUCACAGUUGUUAAGAAAAGCCAAGGAACAGGGCUUAUUGAUGCCCGUCCAUAAAGCAGAGGCGGGAGAGGAAUUUGAAGGUGCGACAGUUAUCGAACCUAUUCGAGGUUACUACAGUCAACCCAUCGCUACAUUGGAUUUUUCUUCGCUGUAUCCUUCCAUUAUGAUGGCCCACAACUUGUGCUAUACUUCCUUGUUGAAUCCGCGUGACAAGGAUAAGCUGAAAGAGGACCAAUAUAUCAAAACACCUGCAGGCAACUACUUUGUAAAGGCCUCCGUGCGGAAAGGACUCUUACCGGAGAUUUUGGAAGCACUGUUGGCGGCCAGGAAAAAAGCCAAGAAGGAUUUGGCUGUGGAGACAGAUCCUCUAAGAAAGAAGGUUCUUGACGGUCGCCAGCUCGCCUUAAAGAUUUCAGCCAACAGUGUUUAUGGUUUCACUGGCGCUCAAGUCGGAAAAUUACCGUGUCUAGAAAUUUCGCAAAGUGUAACAGCGUUCGGCCGAAUGAUGAUUGAGAAAACUAGUACGGAAGUGGAAGCCAAGUUUCGCGUUGAGAAUGGCUAUGCUCAUGAUGCCAAGGUAAUUUACGGUGACACAGAUUCUGUGAUGGUGAAGUUCGGUGUAUCUACGGUAGCAGAAGCGAUGGUUUUAGGUCGGGAAGCAGCCGAAUUUGUAUCGGCUAAGUUCAUCAAGCCCAUUAAUUUGGAAUUCGAAAAAGUUUAUUUCCCCUAUUUAUUAAUCAACAAAAAGAGGUACGCAGGACUGUACUGGACCAAACCUGAACAGUUUGACAAGAUGGAUUGCAAAGGUAUUGAAACAGUUCGACGAGACAACUGUCAGCUAGUCGCUAACCUUAUCAACACCUGUCUUCAGAAAAUCCUGAUGGAUCGAGAUCCAGAUGGAGCCUUGGAGUACGCAAAACAAACAAUUUCGGACUUGCUUUGCAACAAGGUCGACAUUUCACUCCUAGUAAUUACUAAGGAGCUGACCAAGACGGAUAAGGACUACGCUAACAAACAGGCACACGUGGAAUUAGCUCACAAAAUGCGUAAACGAGACGCUGGUACUGCUCCAAAAUUAGGUGAUCGAGUCCCUUACGUCAUUAUUGCCGCCGCGAAAAACACUCCAGCCUAUCUCAAAGCUGAAGAUCCUAUUUAUGUUCUGGAAAACAGCAUACCCAUAGAUGCACAAUACUAUUUAGAAAAUCAACUUUCGAAACCUCUUGUCCGAAUUUUCGAACCAAUCCUUGGAUCCAAAGCGGAAUCUUCGUUAUUACAUGGCGACCAUACUCGAACACGUUCAGUUAUCACCUCAAAAGUAGGUGGGCUGGCGAAGUUUACUUCCCGCAAAUCAACUUGUAUUGGAUGUAAGACUGUCCUUCCAAAUGACAGUGCCGUUUGCAAAUUUUGUAAGCCGAAAGAGUCGGAAUUUUAUCAGAGAGAAGUUGGUCAACUUUACGCUCUUGAAGAAAAAUUCAACCGUCUUUGGACUGAGUGCCAGCGUUGUCAAGGUAGCCUUAACGAGGAGGUUCUCUGUUCAAAUCGGGAUUGCCCCAUCUUUUACAUGCGCAAGAAAGUUCAAAAGGACCUUUGUGAACAAGAAAAACUUAUGAAAAGGUUUGGCCAACCUUAGUUCUCGUCUAAUCUGUCGAAGUCGAAUGUUUUUGGCUGUAAAUUAAAUUCGAAACAAUAAAAUUUAUAAAGAAAACGUU